This is a messenger RNA of Eruca vesicaria subsp. sativa (arugula), 1296 nucleotides long. The record is from the annotation of a GenBank genome assembly. NCBI's taxonomy places the organism in Eukaryota, Viridiplantae, Streptophyta, Magnoliopsida, Brassicales, Brassicaceae.
GGAAAAGUUAGUUUUGCGAUGGGAGAACACGAAGCAGCGCGUGAUUGGAUCCGCAGCGACGAGACCGCUGCGCAGAUGCUAUCGAGAGUUCUCGGAGACCGUACAUUACUACUCCUCCCGCCACUUCACCGUGUCCCUCUACGCGCGGGAAACGUAGUCGAGAUCACUGGCUCGUCUCCCACCGCGAAAACUCAGAUCCUGAUUCAAUCUGCCAUCACUUGCAUCCUCCCGAAGACGUGGAACGGCGUCCACUACGGAGGAUUAGGGAAACUGGUGUUGUUUCUCGAUCUAGAUUGCAGAUUCGAUGUGAUGCGUUUAUCUGAUAUGCUUAAGUGUCGUCUUCUCGAAGCUAACCGACUAGGUAAUGGAGCAUGGUGGCAGCUUGAAAAAUCAAAUGUUAAGACUUGCAGAUCUGCGCAAGACAAGGCAAAGAUUGUUUAUGAUGAGGAGUUGUACGUUUCGUGUAUGAAGAGGUUCUUGUAUCUUCGUUGCUAUGACAGUCUCGAACUUUUGUCCAGUCUCAAGACAUUGCAUUAUCGGAUUAGACUGCAGGAAGCGUGUGGAAGCCAAGUCGGGGUGCUUAUGAUUGACAGCAUCGGUGCUUUCCACUGGACUGAUCGUUUAUCGUCAUCAUUGGCAUUGGAUAAAAAUAACAGGAAAAGUCUGUCUCUAACGAAUGUGGUGGAGACGAUAGUGCAAGAGAUGAAGAAGCUAAUGCAGGUGCACUCACUGGUAGUAAUUGCCACUAAAGCUACAAUCUACGAAGAAAAAUACCCGACAAAUGAGAAUAAUCGGAAGCUCUCCUCAAACAAUGAUCUGUCAGGGAAUGCUUCAAGUAAAGCUCAGCAGCCUCCAUUCCGUGAAUUCAUGCCUUCUUCUUGGCAGGCAUUUGUGACACAUAAGAUAUUCAUACGGAAGUCAGGUGAUCACCAGUCGUCGGGACAAAAUACUUUGUCGGCAUACUCACUUGAAUGGUUACAACCGCAACUUAGUAGCAUUGACCGAUUCAUAGUAGACGAUGUAUUCUCUCUCUCUACUAGACACCACACAUUUACUGAGACGCUUGUAGUUCAGAACUCUGUAGAAAUCAUAACUAUUGUAAGGUAGUUAUUAGCUUAGCAGCGUGCAGCAAAGUCUCCAGAUGUAUAGUUAAUGCAGAGUUUAUUUAUUUAUCUACAUAAAAAGAUGAAAAAGUUAAACCUUUAAAGGUAAACUUGUUCCUUUUUACUUGAUUAGGUUAUUCUCACAAUAUGUGGAUAACCUUAUCUUAGAUAUAAAAAGAAAAAUCACACUUAC